Desarmillaria tabescens is the source of this 1242-nucleotide messenger RNA. RefSeq lists its product as uncharacterized. The coding region runs from base 62 to 1066 and encodes 334 amino acids. The transcript has 8 exons. The record is from RefSeq and is a predicted model, not a curated record. Gene Ontology annotation, molecular function: oxidoreductase activity, acting on the CH-OH group of donors, NAD or NADP as acceptor. NCBI's taxonomy places the organism in Eukaryota, Fungi, Basidiomycota, Agaricomycetes, Agaricales, Physalacriaceae.
GUACUUAUUAUGCUCACUAAGCACUUGCCCUUUCUUCUUGACCACCAUCGUCGCCAUCAUAAUGCCCGUCAUCCAAGCAAACUCUGCAGCUAAAGUCCUUGUGUCUGGAGCCAAUGGAUACAUCGCCAUCUGGGUUGUUCGUACUCUUCUGGAGCGCGGAUACUCAGUGAGAGGCACCGUUCGCUCGACGGAAAAGGGGAAGCAUCUUCUUGAGACGUUCAAGGGAUACGGUGACAAAAUAGAGGUGGUCGUCGUAGAAGAUAUCACCAAAGAUGGCGCGUUCGAUGAGGCUGUCAAGGGCGUCGACGCAAUUGCUCAUACAGCAUCUCCUUUCCACAUGAAUGCUGUUGAUCCUCAAGAGCUCAUCGGACCAGCGGUGAAGGGCACUGUAGGAAUGCUGGCCAGCGCACUUAAGAAUGGCUCUUCUGUCCAGCGUAUUGUUGUAACCUCGUCGUGCGCGUCUGUUCUGCACGUAUCGCCCGAGCCCAAGACUUUCUCUGAAGUCGACUGGAACGAGCAGUCUAUCAAGGAAGUCGAGGAGCAAGGAAAGAAUGCCCCUGGUAUUGUAAAAUACCGUGCGUCGAAGACCUUGGCUGAGAAAGCGGCCUGGGAAUUCUACAAGAAGCACAAAUCUGAGAUUAAGUGGGAUCUUUCUAUUGUUAACCCUCCCUUCCCUUUCAUUCAUGAUGCGUCGAGUGUAGACUCCCUCAACGAGUCAGCUCGAGUGUGGUACACCUUCGUUGCCACGGAAAACUCAGGCGGGAAGUCUCCCGAAUUCCUCGCGACCCAAGGAUCCUGCUGGAUAGAUGUCCGGGAUCUCGCAGAAGGUCAUGUGCGCGCCUUGGAGACACCCGCUGCAGGUGAUGAGCGCAUUAUCAUAUCCGCAGGACCAUUCGUAUGGCAAGAUUGGAUUGAUACAGUGAACGAGUUAUCUCCCAGCCCCAUCCCGUCGCACACGCUCCCCAAGGGUGUUCCCGGAGCGGGGAAGAAAGCCAAGUAUGCGCUGAGGACGAAGGAGGAGACGGCAAAGGACACAUUGGCUGAUUUCGAAAGGAGAGGAUGGUAAGGAGUGCAAAGAAGAAUUGACCAUGAAAGAUUUGUAUGUUUUCCUUGUACUAGAAAUGCUGUUUAAAUGAGUUUAAAGCUUGCUUUACGCAAGUCUAAUUGCGGCAAGGGCAGAACGGAGAUUGGCACCGAGAUACCGAAUCAACUGAUCCAGAGGACCGGGAUCCUCGCACCGUU